Molecule: messenger RNA, 1678 nt
Organism: Pocillopora damicornis (cauliflower coral)
Lineage: Eukaryota; Metazoa; Cnidaria; Anthozoa; Scleractinia; Pocilloporidae
Biological process (GO): extracellular matrix organization
Molecular function (GO): extracellular matrix structural constituent conferring tensile strength
Source: RefSeq, a predicted model, not a curated record
AUGGACAUCGCUGACUCAAUCUCAUUUUAUUUCAAUUUUGGGAAAGGCCAUUACUUCGUUCUUGAGUGCUCCGGUGAAUGUCGCGGGAGACGUGGGCCGAGAGGCCAGCGAGGACGGACUGGGUCAAAAGGACAGCCAGGCCCUAAAGGACCAAGGGGACCCCCGGGAGAAAAUGGGCGAGAUGGACGGAAUGGGCAACCAGGACCUAUAGGAAUUCCUGGACCCCCAGGAAUAAGUGGACCUAUAGGAAACAAGGGAAUCAUGGGACAAAAAGGAGAACAAGGACUUCGUGGCCCAUCCGGUAUUCCUGGCCUUCCCGGUCUACCAGGGAGUUGUGUGAGAUCAGCGCCAUCCAACACCACUACCCCCACAGUAUUUUGUGGACUAGGUAAACAAGGUCUUAAAGGAAAUAAAGGGGAUAACGGAAACCGUGGAUUACCGGGCCCCCCUGGGUCGCGAGGAAACAGAGGCCCACGAGGAAAUUUGGGUAAUGGAGGCCCCCCUGGGAAAAAGGGUGACAUUGGGCCCCCAGGCAACUUUCCUGAUCUGGAAUGUUUCCCUCGGUACACCAGUUGGGUAAAUAGAAGUGAGUGGUUCGAUAAAUAUCCCAAGGUGCAUUGUGAUAGGAGAGAAUUCUUACAAGGCUUCAGUCUGGAAAAAAGCGAUGCUCGCGGGCAGAGAAGAUACAAAUACACUUGUUGUACACUUGGACUGACCAAUGGUCCUUGAAAAGCUCAGCAAAUGAACUGAGCGAAGACCAAAAUAAAAACAGCCAACAGGCAUCGACUCGACUCACAACAAACAAUGGACGGAAAUUUUGAUUGAUGACAAAGUUGAAGAUAGUAUCUCUGAAGAAACAUGAGAUAAGACAAAAGGAUUUUUUAUGCAUUGAAAUGAAGAUACAUAUAGUUAACACCUGUGGGAGAACAUUUCUUGACCGUCCGUGCCCACGUAAAAAACUCACCAGCAGUAGUCAAGUGUAAUCAGAAGCCAGAAAUUAUUGCUCCUGACGUAGGCCAUUACAUUUGAUGUAAUCUUCCGCAGAAAUUGUAGAUAUAGAGUCAUAAAGAAACCAAAUUGAAGUGCAGUCGGCUUUCUAUCAGCAUUGCGCUAAACGAUAGACGGAAAGAUAUUUGCUUCCAAAUCACGUUAUCUUAGUCUUUAAAAAUAAGAACAUGUAUCAUCAUGCCAUAUUCACCAUCAUGACGAUUAACUGCACAUAGUGCGCAGUGAAUUAGGAUUUCAGUUCUUUUUUAGUGUGUGGGCUAUCAGCUGGGCACUAAUGCAAGCAUUGAUUUGCCUCCAAUAAGAAAUUGAGAUAGAAGACAGUUACAGAUCAUUAGAGUUACUUAACCACACUCCAAAAUAAAUGUGAUAGUUACGAUGCUAGAGCCUCGGACUAUUAAAAAAACGCUGCUCUUACUACCGUCAUCGUAAGAAUUAACAGAAGAAAGCUAUUAAAGCUUGAGCUGCACACGUACUUAAGUGUUUGGACAGCAGUCAGCCCGAGUUACCAAAUUCUGGACCAUUCAUUCUAGUCAACGUUUCUGUCGCACGACAGAAGGAUUUUAGCGUCAGGUGACAAAAUAUCUCAGAAGGGUCACACGAGGCUGCUAAAAUAUUUGCAUCGAGAAGGAUUUAUAUAAUGUAAAGAAAUAUUGAAUGUCUUUUUCCUCUG